UCGGCGACGCGGCAGCGGUCCGCGAUGGAGCAGAGGCUGAGCGGCCCCGGUGCCGCCGAACACCGGCCCAGCGUCAGCAGAGAACUGGAGCUGAAAACCACCCUGCGGGAGCUGAUCAUCUACGCCUUUUUCCUGACAGACCUCUGUAUACUGACGUUCGGCAUGGUGAGCACGGAGAUGUACUACCUGAACAGAGUCAUGGCCCAGCUCUUCCUGGAGCCGCCCUUCUCCGAGGACAGCCAGAGUGGUUUCAGGAGCAUUGAGAGCAGAGGUGAUUUCUGGAGGUUUGCAGAAGGACCCCUGUUGGAUGGACUCUACUGGGACAAAAGGUGUAAUAACAACACGAUGUUAACCGUCCAGAACAACAGCAGCCAUAUUUACUAUGAAAAUUUGCUGUUAGGAGUAGCCCAGAUCCGACAGUUGAAAGUACACAACAACACUUGCUCCAUCUACCCGUAUUUCCAUGCUUUUUUAGAAGACUGUUACAGUGAAUAUCAUUACCAAGCUGAAGACAGGUCUGAGUUUGGUCUAAAGAACGACUCCGAAUGGAAAUACACCUCAGCCUCCUCGUUAUCCCCGUGGUACUGGGGUUCUAUGGGCUUGUACAGCAGUGGGGGAUAUAAAUUCACCUUACCUCAAUCGAAGCAGAAAAGCCUGGAGAAGUUGGUGUUUCUCAGGCAGAACAACUGGCUUACUAGAGGAACCAGAAUUGUAUUUAUCGAUUUCUCAACAUACAAUGCUAACGUAAACCUCUUCUGUAUAGUCAGGUUGGUGGUAGAGUUCCCUGCCACUGGGGGUGCUCGCACCUCCUCACAUACCUACUCUGUGAAGCUCCUCAGAUACGUUACAUAUUAUGAUUACUUCCUGGCUGCUUGCGAAAUCACCUUUUGUCUCUUUAUCAUUACAUUCAUAAUCCAGGAAGCUACAAAAAUAGUAAAACUGAAAAAGGAAUAUUUCAGAAGUGCCUGGAACUGUCUGGAUUUGCUGCUGCUCGUGGUAUCCAUCCUUGCCAUUGCCUUCAACAUCUACCGCACUGUAGCAGUGUCCCUGCUAAUGGAAGAGCUGCUGUCUGAUCCCCACGCGUAUCCAGACUUCUAUUUCCUUGCAUUCUGGCAAGUCCUUUACAACAACAUGAUUGCCAUCAAUGUCUUCUUUGCUUGGAUAAAGAUAUUUAAAUAUGUAAGCUUUAACAAAACCAUGAUGCAGCUGUCCUCCACUUUAUCGCGCUGUGACAAAGACAUCCUUGGAUUUGCCGUCAUGUUCUUCAUCAUUUUCUUUGCCUACGCCCAGUUUGGCUAUCUGGUCUUUGGGUCGCAAGUUGAAGAGUUUUCCAGUUUCCAAAACUGCAUCUUUACACAGUUUCGUAUUGUGCUGGGAGAUUUUAAUUUUGAAGCCAUAGAAGCAGCAAACAGAAUCCUUGGACCUGUUUACUUCAUCACAUUUGUGUUCCUUGUGUUCUUCGUAUUGCUGAACAUGGUUUUGGCUAUUAUAAAUGACACCUAUUCAGAAGUCAAAGCAGACUUUCAGAUGAUAACCAGUGAAGAAAUACAGAUCAGAGACCUCUUUAGACAGAGUUGCAAUAAGGCCCUUGUCAAGCUCAAGCUGAAGAAACCAGAGCUGGAUAAAAAUUCAUCGGAGGAGACCUUGGAAAGCAAGGAAUUUUCAGCCAGUGAAGGAAAGGAUAGUUCUAAGCAUUCCAGUGAAGCCAGUGCUAAUGAAGAGAGCUACCCGGGGUCAUCAAAGCUACAGGAAGGGGGACUUCAUCAGAAGCAUCCAUCUGCUGACAACACGGACUCAGUCCUGGCUCAGAGCUACAUCUCCACUGCAGAACUUCAUCAGCUCUACUGGCAUACAGUCAUGUUGGAGAAUGAAUUAAGACACACUAAUCAAAUAUUAAAGACAGUUUUGGAAAGCAUUCAACAAGCAGGUGGCCGUCAGGGGAGAUUGCAAGAUGGCAGUGAAAUGUGA
Chroicocephalus ridibundus (black-headed gull) is the source of this 1968-nucleotide messenger RNA. It is a transcript of the gene PKD2L2, whose product is annotated as polycystin 2 like 2, transient receptor potential cation channel. Gene Ontology annotation, cellular component: membrane. Gene Ontology annotation, biological process: detection of mechanical stimulus. Gene Ontology annotation, molecular function: calcium channel activity; calcium ion binding. Bases 25 to 1968 code for a protein of 647 amino acids. Lineage: Eukaryota; Metazoa; Chordata; Aves; Charadriiformes; Laridae. The record is from RefSeq and is a predicted model, not a curated record. The transcript has 14 exons.